Messenger RNA from Clonostachys rhizophaga, 486 nucleotides. The record is from the annotation of a GenBank genome assembly. NCBI's taxonomy places the organism in Eukaryota, Fungi, Ascomycota, Sordariomycetes, Hypocreales, Bionectriaceae.
AUGUAUCAAGUUGAUUUCAUCCUUUUUGACGAGGCGGCCAAAGCACCAGAAACCGAAACCGCCAUUCCUCUAGCGAAAAGUCCUCACGCGGUCGUCUACUUCACCGGCGACACCAAGCAGUGCAGACCAAAUCGCACCGGCACAAAUGACGACUCCAACCUCCCGGCCACGCAAUCCGCAUACGACGCGUUUGGUGUGGAUCGCAUCACUCAUAUCGCGGAGCAGGUUAAUCAAUCAUUCGAGUCGUCGGAUGAAGAACCCGUGUGUAUUUGCGGGCAGAUGAUCAACGACGCCUGCAACACCUUGGCAACGUCUCCAAGCUUGGGGAGGUUCACCAAAGUCAGGCCUUCAACCGUAAUGAAGGUCUUGGUGACGAACAACGCGGUAUAUCAGACUCUCCUCAAGAUUGCGAAUGGUCUCAGAAGGCCCACAUUCAUCCCAAUCAUUAACUCGAUGAUCGGCCAGAAGAAGGGGCUACCAUUCUAG